This is a messenger RNA of Bactrocera dorsalis (oriental fruit fly), 2569 nucleotides long. It is a transcript of the gene Stt3A, whose product is annotated as dolichyl-diphosphooligosaccharide--protein glycosyltransferase subunit STT3A. The record is from RefSeq and is a predicted model, not a curated record. NCBI's taxonomy places the organism in Eukaryota, Metazoa, Arthropoda, Insecta, Diptera, Tephritidae. Gene Ontology annotation, cellular component: membrane. Gene Ontology annotation, biological process: post-translational protein modification. The transcript is spliced from 8 exons. Bases 315 to 2462 code for a protein of 715 amino acids. Gene Ontology annotation, molecular function: dolichyl-diphosphooligosaccharide-protein glycotransferase activity.
UUAAAAUUUUUAGCUGGCAGUGCCUCAACUGUAUUUGACAUUUUGUCGGCUUGUCAUAUUGGAAAUUUCUUGGGCGUUUUGCCACGACCACGUAUAUAAAGUUGUUUAAAUGAAAAGUUUAGCUGUUUUAAACAAUAAUAUUGAAAUAAAAUAAUUCAAAACUAUUGUCCAAAAAAAUUGCUUUGCGCUAUAGACGCUGCCUACAACCGGCUUUUUUGUGGCCAGUUUUUAUUUUUCGGAUUUUGUGUGAGAGUUGCUUUCUAGCUUGGGAUCGAAGAAAAUAGCCGAUUUUCGUGCUAUUGAAUCGUGCCACCAUGACCUUGGACGCAGCUACCGCGACUGCUAGCCGGUCGAGGAUAACGUUGACCUGGGAAAAGCAAGAACAUCUUAUAAAAUUAGCUAUUUUAAUUAUAGCGGCUGUGCUUUCAUUUGCCACGCGUUUAUUUUCGGUGCUGCGUUUUGAAAGUGUUAUCCAUGAAUUUGAUCCAUACUUCAAUUACCGUACCACGCGGUUCCUUGCUGAGCAAGGUUUCUACCAGUUCCAUAAUUGGUUUGAUGAUCGAGCAUGGUACCCGCUGGGACGUAUUAUUGGCGGCACCAUCUAUCCUGGGUUGAUGGUGACUGCCGCAGCACUUUACAGACUUAUGUGGUUGCUGAAUAUUACCAUUGAGAUUAGGAAUGUGUGUGUCUUUUUGGCACCAUUCUUCUCCUCACUAACCACAUUGGUUACAUAUGCGCUGACAAAGGAGAUUCACAGUACCGGCGCCGGUUUGGUUGCAGCUGCUCUUAUUUCAAUUGUGCCCGGCUACAUCUCGCGUUCGGUUGCAGGCUCCUAUGACAAUGAGGGCAUUGCUAUCUUCUGUAUGUUGCUCACAUACUAUUUGUGGAUUAAGGCAGUGAAAAGUGGCGCCAUUUUCUGGUCGACCAUGUCGGCAUUGGCCUAUUUUUACAUGGUUUCUUCGUGGGGCGGUUAUGUGUUCCUCAUCAAUUUAAUACCACUGCAUGUUUUGGCAUUAAUGAUCACAGGACGCUUUUCCCAUCGCAUUUAUGUGGCGUAUAGCACAUUGUAUUGCAUUGGCACAAUACUCUCGAUGCAGAUUUCAUUUGUCGGUUUCCAACCAAUACAAAGCUCGGAACACAUGCUGGCUCUUGGCACCUUCGGUCUAUGUCAAAUACACGCGUUUGUUGAUUAUCUACGCGCCCGUCUGUCCAAAGAAAAUUUCGAAAUUCUUUUCAAAGCCUUAGUGUCUGGUAUACUGACUACAGUGCUCGUGAUAGGUACUGUGCUGACGAUUACUGGCAAAGUUUCGCCCUGGACUGGCCGUUUUUAUUCGCUGCUUGAUCCUUCAUACGCGAAGAAUCACAUUCCCAUCAUCGCAUCUGUGUCGGAGCAUCAGCCUACAUCAUGGUCGUCGUUCUACUUUGACUUGCAGAUCUUGGUAUUCCUAUUCCCAGCUGGCUUGUACUUCUGCUUCUCAAAACUAACCGACUCGAAUAUCUUCAUCAUUCUUUAUGGUGUAACUAGUAUUUAUUUUGCGGGUGUAAUGGUGCGUUUAAUGCUCGUGCUAGCGCCGGUUAUGUGUGUCUUAUCUGGCAUUGCCACUUCGCAUCUGCUCUCCAAGUAUAUAAAAUGUAUAGAUGCCGGCCCAUCGAAACCCGUUGAAAGUAAACGUCAGUACAAGAAACUUGAACAACAGAGCAGCGGUGUGAAGAGUGAGGUGGCUAUUGGUUUUGUGGGCAUAAUUACGUUCAUGCUCAUUGUGUAUACAUUCCAUUGUACUUGGGUGACAUCGGAGGCAUAUUCGUCACCAAGCAUUGUACUAAGUGCGCGCUCACAUGACGGAGGACGCAUCAUAUUCGAUGAUUUUCGAGAGGCUUACUAUUGGCUGCAAAUGAAUACACCAGAGGAUGCGCGCAUCAUGUCUUGGUGGGAUUAUGGCUACCAGAUAACUGCUAUGGCUAAUCGUACUAUAUUAGUGGACAAUAACACCUGGAAUAACACGCAUAUAUCACGUGUAGGCCAAGCGAUGGCUUCAUCUGAGGAGAAGGCUUAUGAAAUCAUGCGUGAACUGGACGUUGAUUACGUGCUUGUAAUCUUUGGCGGUUUAACCGGCUAUUCUUCUGAUGAUAUUAAUAAAUUCUUGUGGAUGGUACGCAUUGGUGGUAGCACAGAUCGUGGCGCACACAUUAAGGAGCGCGACUAUUACGCACCCAAUGGCGAAUUCCGCGUGGACAAAGAAGGUUCGCCGACGCUACUAAAUUGUCUCAUGUACAAAAUGUGCUACUAUCGCUUUGGUCAAGUGUACACCGAGGGUGGUAAACCACCGGGUUACGAUCGCGUACGUUCUGCCGAAAUUGGUAAUAAAGACUUUGAGUUGGAUGUUUUGGAGGAGGCCUACACAACCGAGCAUUGGUUGGUGCGCAUAUACAAAGUGAAGGAUUUACGAAAUCGCGGCGUAUAAAAGCAACAUUUGCUUAUGCUAGACGCUAACAAACAGCAGUAAACUACCAGUGCAGUACAUUUGAAAGUGUUGAGAGACUAAAAAUAAAGAAUCUUGAGUUUUGCGAA